This is a messenger RNA of Microthlaspi erraticum, 426 nucleotides long. Lineage: Eukaryota; Viridiplantae; Streptophyta; Magnoliopsida; Brassicales; Brassicaceae. The record is from the annotation of a GenBank genome assembly.
AUGGCUUCGGGAUGUGAUUCCUUUGGCCAUCUCUUAAUCUGUUCGAUCGUCUCCUUCCUUUCUUCUUCCUUGGUGUUUUUUGGACUCCAGAGGAUCAGUUUCCACCGGUGUUCGCGCCUUCUUGAGGUUUUGAGUUCGUCGGCCAUUCUAUGCAUCGCCGUCGGCCGUAUUGAGCUUCUUCGUCUAUCUCACGUAGCAGGCACUUUUCUCGUCCUAUCUUUUGGAUUUGCCGACCAAAAUGAUGUUUUGAGGUCGCCUGUGAAGUUUGGUGGACUUCGGUCGUGCCGUUUGGGAGAUGGUCGAGCAUUGUCGCUUGGUUCGUCGAUUCUGGCCGAGAGAGUGGUUGUGAUGUUGAUAUCUCCUUAUUUACUCGGGCCAAUUGAGUUCUGCUUCGACCGAACUGUUUUUCUAUCCCUCCUGGAUUGA